AUGAAAGGACUCAUCAUUCAAGGUUCUGCUGUCCUCUUGAGUUGCCAAGCCAUUGCUCUGUUGGGAACCGUCAAUGCCUUUUCCUUCCGCAAGCAGCACACCACUGAAAUUCCCACGGUUUCCAGAAAUCAGCAUCAGUUGUACCAACUUGGACUCGCCCCGUCGCAUUCUCCAUCGUUGGUUCUCUUUCAGUCCAUGGAGGACGACUCGGACAAUGAACCUCCAGCAUCGUCAUUUUUUCCAGAACCACUAAAAGGAGCAAGCAUCAGCGAUAAUGAGAUUGUCAACGACAAUGAUGAAGCAGCAGCUCCUUCCUCCAAAAAGCAAACAGAAAGCAUUGCAUUCUAUGCCGACGAGGAGCCAACAACAACAACAAAUGAGGAUCUGAAAGUGUCCGUCACAGAGGACAAUUCCAAUAAAUUGCGUACGGCCGCUUCUCUAUUUGAUUACGAUUCGGCCUACGUCGUCUUUGCCUCGGCCAUUAUUGGAGUCCUGUCGGGAUUUGCCGUUGCCAUUUUCAAGUUGUCCAUUGAAGCCGUCCGAGAGACCGUCUAUGGAUCCGCCUUUUCGGAACGAUUCGUCUGGUGGCUCAUUCCUGCCUUGGUCGGAGGUCUGGGUGUGAGUCUGAUCAGUCUGACUGGAGAAAUGGCUCCUGGUUUGCGGGGAACUGCCAACGAAGUGGAUGCCCUUUCGCUCGACGUCCAAAAGGAUCAACGCUUCAAGAAUGCCCUGAGAUUUUUGCGAAAACCCUUGGCGGCCAUUCUCACGUUGGGCAGUGGAUGCUCCUUGGGACCGGAAGGGCCAUCUGUGGAAGUGGGAAUGACCAUGUCUCGUUUGUGCAUGCCACCCUCCUUGCAACGCAGUGAUAUGCUGGCCGAAGUGGACGCUGCGGCACGCCUACGACGCAAUCGAUUGUUGCUGUCAGCGGGUGCCGCCGCAGGUGUCGCCGCCGGUUUCAAUGCUCCCCUGGCGGGUGUCUUUUUUGCCUUGGAAAUCUUGCAACAAAACCUUCCUCCUCUUACCAUUUCGGGAUCCAGCGGUCCCUUGACCAAGAGUAUUGGAAACAACCGAAAGGAUCAAAUUUCAUGGCAGCAGCAAGUCCAACAGGACUACCUGUCUUCUGGAACUGGGUCGAUUACCGCCAUUCUAAUCGCAUCAGUUCUUUCGGCAUUGGUGUCACAAGUGUACUUGGGAGAAGAACUGGCGUUAUCCGUCCCAUCGUAUCAACUCAAUACACCCCUGGUCGAAUUGCCAUUGUACCUAUUGUUGGGAGUUGUAUCAGGCGUGGUCGCUGGUUCCUUCUCGGCCUUGGCGCAACUGUCCAAACGAGUCUUUGAUGGAUUGAGUGGUCCCAAACGUCUCCGCAACCGCAUGAAGAAGAUGCCCCAAUUCUUCAAACCCAUCCUGGGAGGACUCUUUUGCGGAGUCAUGGGAUUGGCCUUUCCGCAAAUCCUGUUUUUUGGUUACGAGACAUUGAACGCACUCUUGGCCAAUACCAGCAUGUCCUUGGGAUUGAUUCUCUCCUUGUUGGCGGCCAAAAUUUUGGCCACUGCGGUAUCGGCCGGAAGUGGACUGGUAGGGGGAACCUUUGCACCAUCUCUCUUUUUGGGAGGCAUGACCGGAGCUGCCUUUCACAAUAUUGUCCAGGGAUUGUUCAAAUUGUCCGCCACGGCCAGUCCCUUUUUCUUGGCAGACGUCCAAGCCUAUGCCCUGGUGGGAGCGGCAGGAGUCUUGUCGGCCUUGUUCCGGGCACCUUUGACUGCUACAUUGCUAUUGUUUGAAUUGACACGGGAUUACAAUGUAAUUUUGCCCCUCAUGGCCACUGCGGGCGUUGGAAGUUUGGUGGGUGAUAUUGUCGAACGGACCUUUGAAGAAAAGCGACGUGAUCGAGAUUCGUCCGUGUCGUGGGGUGAUUUGGCCACCGAUGACAAUAAUGACGGCAACGUAGAAGAAAAGUAA
Cylindrotheca closterium is the source of this 1959-nucleotide messenger RNA. NCBI's taxonomy places the organism in Eukaryota, Bacillariophyta, Bacillariophyceae, Bacillariales, Bacillariaceae. The record is from the annotation of a GenBank genome assembly.